GUCUCAGGAAACCCAUUCGAAGUGAAAACACGUCGGGUUUGCGCAGUGUCCAUGGCCUUGCGGUCAGUGACAGAGGAUCGGGCGCGUCCGUGAUCGUGAACCGGUCAAGCCCUGUCCACCGACCAUUCGCUGAAGACCCGUUGACCAGUCUGAUGGUGCUCUGCUUCCCUGCCUGAAUAGAGAUGUCGAAGACCUCCUGACGGCGCCCGUCGUGGCCGACCCUCUGCAACGACCUCCGACGUCUUCUUCGACCUGGUUCGCUCCUCGAGGAGAGAUCCGCCAUGGGGUCCACGGUCUUCUGGUCCCUGCUCGUCCUCCUCGCCCUGCAGACCAAGGGGAGUCCGAUUACAAACGAAACCUCCACCGCGGGGAAGGGAAAGAACUUCUUCGGACUGUUCGGAAAUAAACCGCCGACUUGGAAGUACCCUCCUGGGCCUUGUUACUGCACUUGCGGUGUACGAAACGAGGAGAGUAGAAUCGUGGGUGGUCAGACAACGGCGCCAAACGAAUUCCCCUGGAUCGUCAGGCUGUCCUAUUUAAAUAAAUUCUACUGUGCAGGAACAUUGAUCAACGAUCGAUACGUCCUGUCCGCGGCGCAUUGUGUCAAAGGGUUCAUGUGGUUCAUGAUAAAGGUGACUUUCGGGGAGCACGACAGGUGCAGCGAGAGAAACCCUGAGACCAGAUUCGUGACCCGGGCGAUCACCGGAGAGUUCAGUUUCCUAAAUUUCGACAACGACAUCGCCAUUCUGCGGCUCAACGAAAGGGUUCCCCUCGGCGACCACAUUCGCCCGAUUUGUCUGCCAACCAUUCAAGAUAACCAGUACGAAGGCACGAAGGCGAUUGCUUCUGGCUGGGGCACCAUGCACGAGGACGGCAAGCCUUCCUGCCUGCUCCAGGAAGUCGAGGUACCGGUGAUGAGCCUGAAGGAUUGCCGCAAUACCAGCUACAGUCCUCGCAUGAUAUCCGACAACAUGCUCUGCGCGGGAUAUCCUGACGGGCAGAAGGACUCGUGUCAAGGCGACAGCGGCGGCCCUCUGGUGGCAGAGCGCGAAGACAAGAGGUACGAGCUCAUCGGCGUCGUGUCCUGGGGAAAUGGCUGUGCGAGGCCAGGAUAUCCAGGAGUCUACACGAGAGUGACCAGAUACAUGGACUGGAUACUCUCAAACUCGAUGGAAGGAUGCUUCUGCGAGAACUGAGCAUAAUUUGAAGCUUCGAAGAAAAAAGCGUCUUCUACAGGGAAUUCAUCGAUGUCCCUGAAGACAGAAAAAAAAGAAGAAAAUCAGGAAUACUCAACGUUGUAACGUUAUACAUAAUCGCGUGAGAUUAAGUCCAGGUUUAAGUUAUGCAAUACUCGUACUCGAAUGUUAAGAAACUCGCGUGGAAUACAUUUAUAAGCGCGAUAUUAAGUGAUACCUUAAGUCAAUCCGAAUUAUAAAUUCAGGGAUAGAACAUCCA
Orussus abietinus is the source of this 1455-nucleotide messenger RNA. RefSeq names its product trypsin-1. The record is from RefSeq and is a predicted model, not a curated record. The transcript has 6 exons. NCBI's taxonomy places the organism in Eukaryota, Metazoa, Arthropoda, Insecta, Hymenoptera, Orussidae. The coding region runs from base 282 to 1196 and encodes 304 amino acids. Gene Ontology annotation, molecular function: serine-type endopeptidase activity. Gene Ontology annotation, biological process: proteolysis.